AUGGAUAAUGCUGACUGGCUAAUAAGGCGCCAUAGUACAGUAACAGCAUGGGAUGUCACCUUCGAGUAUCGAUACAGUUCAAAUGUUUUUUAUAGUCAAUGCGUUUCUUAUAAUGAUACUGUAACACCACAAAACAUAAAUCAAACGAAUGGGAAACAUCGAUCACUCUCCAAGGAAGAUGCUGGCGGCCAGGCUUCAGUCUCCAGCCUCCGCUUUUGA
Molecule: messenger RNA, 219 nt
Organism: Dovyalis caffra
Lineage: Eukaryota; Viridiplantae; Streptophyta; Magnoliopsida; Malpighiales; Salicaceae
Source: the annotation of a GenBank genome assembly